AAAAGGCAAAGGCCUGGGUCCAGGUCAUUUAGAAGCUGUAUUUGGUGAUUGGCCCGGUAGUCAUGAAUUAUUCACGAUUUAUAACUGCAGUAAGUGCAGCAAGAAAGGCCUCUCCAAUCAGGCUCCUCACGGAACUGAUGCAGAGGUCUCCCCCAUCACUGAUUUCACUGGCUGGAGGGGCACCCAAUCCCAACACUUUUCCUUUCAAAGCAGCCAGCAUUAUUGUUGAAGAUGGAACAACCGUUGAAAUUGGGGAGGAGUCGAUGAAGAGAGCCCUCCAGUAUUCGGGCACAGCAGGCAUUCCAGAGUUGUUGCUGUGGCUGAAAGAUUUGCAGAAGAGUCUCCAUAACCCUCCAACAACUGACCGUAGACCUGAGGAAGGACAAAUGGAGAUAUGUGUCACCACCGGCAGCCAACAAGGCUUGUGUAAAGUGUUUGAGAUGCUUAUUAAUCCUGGAGACACUGUCCUUUUAGAUGCACCCAGCUACCCUGGGACGCUAGCAGCUCUGAGACCGUUGGGCUGUAACAUCAUCAGUGUUCCCAGUGACCAACAUGGUAUUAUUCCCAAAGGCCUGAAAGAAAUUCUUUCCAGAUGGAGUCCAGAAGGCACAAGGAAACUCAACAGCAACCUCCCCAAAUUUCUCUACACAAUUCCUAAUGGCAGCAAUCCCACUGGAACUUCAUUGACAGCAGACCGCAAGAAAGAGAUCUAUCAGCUUGCCAGGCAAUAUGAUUUCCUCAUAAUAGAAGAUGAUCCCUAUUACUUCCUUCAGUUUAGUAAGCCUUGGGCACCGACCUUUCUUUCAAUGGACGUUGAUGGCCGAGUUCUGCGGACCGACUCUUUCUCCAAGAUCCUCUCUUCUGGGUUAAGAAUAGGCUUUCUAACCGGUCCCAAACCUCUUGUUGACAGAGUUAUUCUACAUAUACAAGUCUCUACAAUGCAUGCCAGCACUUUCACUCAGCUUAUGAUAUACCAACUUCUUCAACAGUGGGGUCAAAAAGGUUUCUUUGACCAUGUAGACAGAGUGGUAGAAUUCUACAGGACACAGAGGGAUGUGAUGCUUACCGCAGCAGACAAGUGGCUAAAAGGCCUAGCGAACUGGCACUCCCCUGCCGCCGGAAUGUUUCUCUGGAUUAAAAUUAAAGGAAUUUCCGACACACAGCAUCUAAUAAUGGAAAAAGCUUUGGAGAAAGAAGUGCUACUAGUUCCUGGGCGAGCAUUUAACAUCGAUAGUUCUGAAACCAGUUCAUAUGUCAGAGCUUCCUUCUCAUUAUCAUCUCCAAGCCAGAUUGAUCAGGGUUUUCAAAGGCUGGCAGAGCUCAUCAAAGAAGCUAUAUGAUUUCACCAAGCAGAGAACCCUUAAGAAACCAGAACAAGCUUCAGUAGA
Molecule: messenger RNA, 1388 nt
Organism: Euleptes europaea (tarantolino)
Lineage: Eukaryota; Metazoa; Chordata; Lepidosauria; Squamata; Sphaerodactylidae
Product: kynurenine/alpha-aminoadipate aminotransferase, mitochondrial-like
Exons: 14
Coding region: 63-1340 (425 amino acids)
Biological process (GO): biosynthetic process
Molecular function (GO): pyridoxal phosphate binding; L-kynurenine:2-oxoglutarate transaminase activity
Source: RefSeq, a predicted model, not a curated record